CUAAUCCUGUAAUAAUAAAUACACAUUUGGAACAAAAUGUUGCUUCCGGCUGCUCAACGUUUUGCUUUGUGCAACACCUUCCUUCUGAAGUGCACUCCGGGCCUUUCGUCCACCGCAGCUAGGGCCAUGUCCUCAGGCGCUACGCCGCCUCCUGAUGUAGACAGGAAGGGAACUGCGGACCUGACGGAUAAAUACAUGCCUGACCCUGUCGAUACUGUGUGCACGCGCUCGGUGCAAGUCGUUACGCCCAACCUUUUCAGGGACUUCGGCGGCAAGCUGCGCUUCAGUGGCCAGGCAUCCACCGUCAAGUGCUAUGAGAACAACCCUCUGGUUCGCAAGGCGCUGGAAGAGCCGGGCAACGGGAGAGUGCUUGUGGUGGACGGGGGCGGUUCGCUGCGAUGUGCUCUGCUGGGCGACAUGCUGGCUGAGAACGGUGUCAAGAACGGCUGGUCGGGCAUUUUAGUCAACGGCUGCAUCCGGGACUCGGCGGACAUUGCCAAGAUGCCGCUGGGCGUCAAGGCACUGGGCACGCACCCGCUCAAGUCAUCCAAGCGCGACCCCGGCCAGCGCGACGUGCCUGUCAGUUUCGGUGGCGUCACCGUCUCACCCGGGGACUGGGUGUAUGCGGACGGGGACGGCAUUCUGGUCUCCAAAGAGGAGCUCACGCUGUAGCGGCUCGUUCGGGGUUUCGGAGCGCAUACUCUUGACUGGAGCGUUGUGAGCAAACUGGUAUCGUGGUGCAUGCUCGUGGGCGUGCGCGCAGAUGGUAUACGGGUUUGUGUUGAAUGAAUGUGGUACGGGAUGGUUUGAAAAGAGAGGUAUUUGGUUGUGGGGUUUUCCUGUCUGUCUGUCUGUCUGUCGUUAUUUCUUUUGUUGCUUGAGCGAGUGCUCGCGCACGUUUUUCCAUAGCAGGCUGAGAUGAGUUAGGUCUUCGUGGCUUGUGGCAUGGCUUCAAGGUUUUUUAUCUGCUGCCGCGGUUUUGUUGGUGUGAGCUUGACCUGAGAGGCGUGGUGUUGCGCUGCGAGCUAUUUCUUGUUGAUGGGUGUAGUAUACCUAUAUAAUAUAUAUCUUGAGUUUUUUGCACUGUUUUGUCGUCGCUUUUUUUCUUCUCGGGAGCAGUGCAUUGUUUGGUUGUACCUCGGCCGAGGGCAUUCCGUGCAAAGAUAUCGCCCAGUACGACAUGGUGGAGGCUUUUUACGGCUGGAUUCUUCCUUCGUAGAGUUUUAACUUCAAGAGCGGCUUUUCCUCGAACUUUUCCUCGUCUUCCACG
Volvox carteri f. nagariensis is the source of this 1270-nucleotide messenger RNA. RefSeq lists its product as uncharacterized. Gene Ontology annotation, biological process: regulation of RNA metabolic process. Gene Ontology annotation, molecular function: ribonuclease inhibitor activity. The coding region runs from base 37 to 672 and encodes 211 amino acids. The record is from RefSeq and is a predicted model, not a curated record. NCBI's taxonomy places the organism in Eukaryota, Viridiplantae, Chlorophyta, Chlorophyceae, Chlamydomonadales, Volvocaceae. The transcript is spliced from 4 exons.